Messenger RNA from Brassica napus (rape), 1429 nucleotides. RefSeq names its product peroxisomal adenine nucleotide carrier 2. Gene Ontology annotation, cellular component: peroxisomal membrane. The coding region runs from base 168 to 1130 and encodes 320 amino acids. The transcript is spliced from 5 exons. Lineage: Eukaryota; Viridiplantae; Streptophyta; Magnoliopsida; Brassicales; Brassicaceae. Gene Ontology annotation, molecular function: ATP transmembrane transporter activity; ADP transmembrane transporter activity. The record is from RefSeq and is a predicted model, not a curated record. Gene Ontology annotation, biological process: peroxisome organization; fatty acid beta-oxidation; ATP transport.
UGAUGUAGACGUCGUCGCUAAAACAACUCUGACACGGCUUGUUUAAAAUCCCAAGACGGACACAAACACUUUCAUUGUGAUCCCAUACCUUCCUCUCUUCUUCUCCUAAUAAAGAAAAUUAAAAAAAGACAAUCUCAUCUCUCUCUGUCUCUGCGGCUGAUUCGAAGAUGGGCGUUGAUCUGGAAUCUAUCUCGGAGGCUACAUCUGGAGCUAUAGGCUCGCUUCUCAGCACAACCAUUCUGUACCCUCUCGAUACCUGUAAAUCAAAGUUCCAGGCCGAGAUCAGCGUUCGCGGUCAGCAGAAAUACAGAUACUUGUCGGAUGUGUUUUGGGAAGCGAUUUCUACAGGGAAGGUUCUCUCUUUGUAUCAAGGCCUUGGGACUAAGAAUCUGCAGUCCUUCGUUUCCUCUUUCAUCUACUUCUAUAGUUACAGCUAUUUCAAGAGGUUGCACUGUGAAAAGUUUGGCUCCAAGUCGAUUGGUACAACGGCUAACCUGCUCCUUGCUGCUGCUGCUGGAGUUUGUACCUCUGUUUUGACCCAACCUCUAGAUACAGCUUCGUCAAGGAUGCAAACAAGCGAGUUUGGCAAAGCUAAAGGACUGUGGAAGACCUUAACCGAAGGUGCUUGGGGAAAUGCAUUUGAUGGCCUUGGGAUCUCUCUUUUGCUCACUUCCAAUCCUGCAAUUCAGUAUACAGUGUUUGACCAGCUGAAACAGAACCUUCUUGAAAAAAGAAAGGCAAAAGCCAACAAAGACUCUUCCCCUGUAGUCCUCUCUGCCUUUAUGGCCUUCUUGUUAGGUGCCGUGUCGAAAAGCGCUGCUACCGUCAUCACAUAUCCAGCAAUCAGGUGCAAGGUGAUGAUCCAAGCAGCAGAUGACCCGAAGGACAAUGAAGCGAAGAAGAUCCCAAAAAGAGUCAGGAAAACGAUUCCCUACGUCAUCUCUGCUAUAUGGAAAAAAGAAGGAGCCUUAGGGUUCUUCAAAGGCUUGCAGGCUCAGAUCUUGAAGACGGUUCUGAGCUCCGCGUUGCUACUAAUGAUCAAGGAGAAAAUCACUGCAACCACGUGGUUUCUCAUUCUAGCAAUAAGGAAAACUCUGUUUGUCACGAAAGGUAGGUUGAAAAGUCCAUAAAGAUUUGCAUCUUCCGCAAGUGUCCCAGGGAGGCCAAAGCAAGAGCAAACAAGAACUUUGGUUUGGUGAGUCUGUUAUUGAAAGAAUUUGGAGCAGGCAAGUAUUGUAGACUUUUCUUAUUUCAAAAACUAUUGAUUUUUUUUUAAGCAAGGAGAGUUUGUGGGAGUAAGACAACUUUCUGGUUAUUGUGUAGUUACUUACGUUGGUUUUCUUCAGUUGUAAUAAAAAUAAUGAUCUAUGUGUAGGAUCAUGUGACUGAUUAUAAAAAGAAAUGUUAUUAUUCAAAGCUUGAAUCACCU